CUAUAUUGCAUCACUGCAGGUACCGGAGCCCUUCUAUAAAAAGAGAAAGCGAGCCAGGGACAGCCCCGGUGUUAGAGGAAACAGGGAGAGACGGGCACAGCUUUUCCACUCUGCAGAAUUAGCCACUGACUUCACCCAGGCAAAGUUUACUCUAAGGAGCAUUUGCCCAUCUGUGAUCAAUCCCCCAGCCAGAGAAUUGGCUGCAUCCGAGACCCCAGCGCCAAUCUACUGCUUCCCCAUCACCAUGGAGGCUUCUCUUGCCAUCUGCAUCCUCGCUGCUCUCCUGGCUACGGGGUCCUGUCUGCAGUGUGAGGUUUGCGAUGGACCAGGGAACAACUGCACGGGCAGCAUGCAGACCUGCACUGCUGGGGAAGACUCUUGUGCCUUCGUUCUUACCGAAGUCAUAGUAGUGGGAAUUAAGACCCAAAGCAUUCUCAAGGGCUGCGUGACAUCCAGCCAAUGUAAAGCCGGUCCCAUCUCUAUGAAUUUUGGGAAUGAAGUGACAUCAAGGUCGAGCAUCGCCUGCUGCGUGGGAGACGCCUGCAGAACAGUCAAUGUUACACUGCCCCCGGCUGACACCAAACCCAACGGCCGGCACUGCCCAGCCUGCUUCGCUCUGACCACUGAACACUGCCUUGAAGAGACCAUAGAGUGUACGGGAGUCGAGACGCAAUGUAUUGAUACCAUUGGGAUUGUAACAAUUGUUGGAAGCCCAACGCAGAUGGUCAUGAAGGGCUGCAUUUCCGAGUCCAUGUGCCUCCACCUAAACGUGGGUUUGUCAGCCGUCGCAGGGAUCAGUUCGAAUCUAACCACAAACAAAUGCACAGUGGCCUCCGGCACGGUGGGUGUGGCUCCGGGACCAGCUGGGCUCCUCCUCCCGGCCCUCGCUGGUCUCCUCCUGUUGAAGCUUCUCUCCUGAUUCCCCACCCAGUGCAACAGGCAACACUGCACUCAAAUCCACCCUGCAGCCUGCGUUAGGCCCUCUCCCCUGCAGGGGUUUUCGGCUCCCGCACGGACUCACAUCCCCUUGAUGUUGUUGCACUGAAUAAAACAAACCUGAGACCAGA
Molecule: messenger RNA, 1067 nt
Organism: Malaclemys terrapin pileata
Lineage: Eukaryota; Metazoa; Chordata; Testudines; Emydidae
Product: phospholipase A2 inhibitor gamma subunit B-like
Exons: 6
Coding region: 245-919 (224 amino acids)
Cellular component (GO): extracellular region
Molecular function (GO): phospholipase inhibitor activity
Source: RefSeq, a predicted model, not a curated record